Molecule: messenger RNA, 2600 nt
Organism: Myzus persicae (green peach aphid)
Lineage: Eukaryota; Metazoa; Arthropoda; Insecta; Hemiptera; Aphididae
Gene: GTPBP1
Product: GTP-binding protein 1
Exons: 9
Coding region: 629-2437 (602 amino acids)
Biological process (GO): translational elongation
Molecular function (GO): GTPase activity; GTP binding; translation elongation factor activity
Source: RefSeq, a predicted model, not a curated record
AUAAUCGCACAAGCCACAAAUGCACAUUGACCAUAUUGAACAAUUAUAUCGAACUAGUUACCUAGUAAGGGAUAUAUUGGUUAAAGAAAAAGUGACACAUUUGAAAAUGAAAGAAUAUUUAUUCAUUUGAUAUUUACUAUUUUAGUGCCCUGAACCAUCAUUAGUAUUAGCAUUUGGUUUAGAGUGGGGGUGGGGGGCUUACGUUAUUGCAACUCGUUGUGACAUGCACUGACAAAUUCUAAUACGUUUACAUCGUCGAACCACAUUCUGAUAACAACUCGACAAUAAUAAUAAUAAUAUUUAUAAUAAUAAUAACUACAACUGACAAGGUGUCAAAAUAUUUAUGUUUAGAACGACUUACUCUUGGUAAAUACUAAGUAGAAAAUAAUAAUUUUGUUUAACGAUACACGUCCGUCGUAGCAGUACGCCAGGAAGACAUUGCAAUAUAUUGGGAUCUACUGAGUUUGUAUUGACUAUUGGCUGACCUACGACUGAAUUUGUUUCAACUGCGAUUUCGAGGAAUUUUAUAAUAAGAAAAAUAUAUUUUGACUUGUAAUGGCGUUCCUGUCCGUAUUAUUGGCUGAAUAAGACUUGCGAACAACCGUCCGAGUGUAGUACCUACAUUUAAAUGGCGAACAUAGUUGAACAAACUCCAAAUACAGCGGACAAAGCCAUUUCCUUGUUAAAUAGAGGUCAAUUAGAUGAAAAGGCAAUACAAAAAGUUGAUUACUCCAUUGUUCGAGGAAAGUCAAGUUUGGUUAGUCCGUCAGAAGAGCAAUUUGAAGCCUUGCAGCAUAGGCUCAAAGAGCUUAUAGAAGAAGGACAUGGAGAAACUAUUUACGAUGUAGGCAUUGGAGAUGACGGCAGCGGUUUAACAAAUGAUGAGUUUGAAGCCUCGGUGGCUACACUACAUUCAUUAGCAGCAACUCAGGAUGCAGACUGUGUUCUUCUUAGAGAAAGAGUAGAAGGUGGAACUAGUACAGCACAGUAUCUUGUUAGAAAACGAUUAGAAUCCCAAGACUUUCUUGAAAUAAGGGUAGCGGUUGUGGGAAAUGUGGAUGCUGGAAAAUCAACAUUGUUGGGAGUUUUGACUCACGGUGAAUUAGAUAAUGGCCGAGGCCAUGCAAGGUUAAAACUGUUUAGACACAAACAUGAAAUGGAAUCAGGACGUACAAGCUCUGUAGGCAAUGAUAUUCUUGGUUUUGAUAGCACAGGAGAAGUGGUGAAUAGACCAGAACAUGGGUCAUUAGAUUGGGUAAAAAUAUGUGAGAAAUCGACCAAAGUGAUUACCUUUAUUGACUUAGCUGGACAUGAGCGUUACUUGAAGACUACUGUGUUUGGUAUGACUGGACAUAUGCCAGAUUUCGGCAUGUUAAUGAUUGGAGCCAAUGCAGGGAUAAUUGGAAUGACCAAAGAACAUUUAGGUCUUGCAUUAGCUCUUAGUGUUCCAGUGUUUGUAGUUGUUACAAAAAUUGAUAUGUGUCCCCCUAAUAUACUUCAAGAUACAUUAAGAUUAUUAGUUCGCAUACUCAAGUCGCCAGGUUGUAGAAAAGUUCCAGUUAUGGUUAAGACCAAGGAUGAUGUCAUUGUGAGUGCUACAAAUUUUGUUUCUCAAAGGCUUUGCCCGAUAUUUCAAGUUUCUAAUGUUAAUGGCGAAAAUUUAGAUUUAUUAAAAAUGUUUUUAAAUCUUUUAACUACCCGAGUUAUGUCUACUGAUAAUGAUCCAGCUGAAUUUCAAAUUGAUGACACAUAUUCUGUACCUGGCGUUGGAACAGUAGUUUCUGGUACAACACUAUGUGGAACAAUUCGUUUAAAUGAUACACUGAUGUUAGGACCCGAUCCUGUUGGCCAAUUUGUUGCUAUCACAGUAAAGAGUAUACACCGUAAAAGAAUGGUAGUACGUGAAGUAAAAGCCGGGCAAACUGCUUCUUUUGCUUUAAAGAAAAUCAAAAGAUCCCAAAUUCGUAAAGGAAUGGUAAUGGUUUCUCCAUCACUCAAUCCAUCUGCUACCUGGGAGUUUGAUGGAGAGAUACUUGUAUUGCAUCAUCCAACAACAAUUAGUUCUCGUUACCAAGCAAUGGUUCAUUGUGGUAGUAUUCGACAAACAGCAUCUAUUCUCAGUAUGUCUGAAGAUUGUUUGAGAACUGGUGAUAAGGCAAAAGUAAGAUUUAGAUUCAUUAAAUAUCCAGAGUACUUACGACCUGGCCAAAGAUUGGUAUUUAGAGAAGGCAGGACAAAGGCUGUUGGCAAUGUAUUAGCUGUGCCCCCUCCAACAGGUCAAAUAGGGGCCAGACAAUCACAAAAACCUCAAAAGUCAAACCCUCAAGCACAAGGACAAAAUGUUGGAGAAAACGAAAAUCAGCCUGCCCAGAAAUCAAGAAGAAGAGGAGGACAAAAACCUUUGGCAGAGCAAAACACUAGAACAAUAGCUAAGUAAUGGUGGGAUUGUAUAAAGUAUAUGAAAUGUUUGUUGUUUAAAAUUCUAUGUAAAUUUUUUUUAUUUUUUAACUACUUAUAUCGCCUAUAUAGGAAAUUUAAUGUUAACUUUUGUUUACCAAUAUAAAUGGAAAAAUAAAUUUAUCAUUGAUUUUAAUUUAACA